Messenger RNA from Diplodia corticola, 1347 nucleotides. RefSeq lists its product as uncharacterized. The record is from RefSeq and is a predicted model, not a curated record. The transcript has 3 exons. The coding region runs from base 1 to 1347 and encodes 448 amino acids. NCBI's taxonomy places the organism in Eukaryota, Fungi, Ascomycota, Dothideomycetes, Botryosphaeriales, Botryosphaeriaceae.
AUGGCCGACCCAGCCAUCAUGCGGCUCGACGCCGCGCCCGCCCACGCGCGCCGGCAGGACAUCAUCAGCGCCAUCCUGAGCGACUACGGCGACAGCAGAGACCAGGACGACGAGGUCGAGCUGGACGACUACUACACGCAGGCCCGGCCGUCGCCCGCAGCUGCGCCGGCGGCCGUGCCCUCGGCCACGGCAGCGCUGGCUGUGCAAUGCGCACCUGCGUCACCACCGGCGGCCAAGGACAAGCCGCUGCCGCCGCUGGUCGGCUUCCAACUGCGAGUGGCCGAUGCGCCUGCAGCCUCGCAGCCAGGCGCGCCGAGUGGGAACCCGCCGCAAGCGAACAUGAUUGCUUCGCCCGCGCGCUCGUUUCGCGGCAGACGCCAGAAGCCGCCAGACCUGAAGCUGGCCCGCAGCAACGGCUCCACAGCCAUCACGCCGGCCACCGCUGCCACGCCUGCCAAGACCGACACCAGCUCCCUGUCACCUUCCCUGUCCCUCUCCGCUCUUCACCCUCAACACCUGCCCACUCCCGACCGUGUCCGAUCCCGCGCAACCGCCCGUCGUCUCAACGAGCUCCCCUUGCCGCCCACCCCGCCGCAGCCUCCCGCCAAAAACGACCCCCCAAGGCCGUCCGACCACACCUCCUCCGCGGCGGGUGCAGCUGCCAUGGGUAACAAGGCCUCGAAGGCCGCCGGCGAUCCAACCUCGCCCUCGCAACGCUCCAAAUUCUCCCUGCGCCGGAAGCCCGUCAGAAAGGACACGGUACCGCCCGUCGAAGCUGCCAAUGGCGCCGCCAAAUCUCCGGUUCAGGGUGGUCUCGCUCCUGGAGCUCAAGCCGCGGCCGCGGCCGCGCAAGCUCCAGCUCCCCCUCGCGCUCCCGCAUUGCACAACCCCAAGUCUACCACGUCGCUGCAGCAAUCAGUAACCGCCAGCGACUCGCAACCUUCGGCUUCCCAGUCAGAAGAGCACACCCUGACCGAACCCGGCGCCCCUGUGCAGUCGCCCUCGACCACCCUGUCCGAUGCUACCGUGAUAAGGGACCGCUCCAACUCGCCGCCAACCGAGCCCGAGGAGGAGGAGCCCAUCACGCCAACGCUCAAGCCCGCUGCCGUCGACUUGCUCCCUUCUCCGAGUCCUGUCCCCGAGGAAAGCCCGUCCAAAUAUGGCGUCGUCAAGCAGCCCAGCAAUCCCGCCAUCGAAAAGCAGAAGGGUGCUACUAUGCACUACCGCGGCAAGAGUAGCACGGGCUUCGACAUAUUCAAGACGCUAUCUAGAUGCCCAUUCGCCGCCGCUGUCCCCGACCCCGGAAACCGCCAUGAGCAUUACUUCGCCGCUCCAGCUCACCACUAG